AAUCCAACGGUCACAAAGUAUGGUCAACGUUGCCCCCACUGUUCAUCUGAAAGAUCCAGAAUAUCGAGCGGUUGCCUUCACCGCUAAGGCAAGCACGAAAACACACGCGGAAAGCAGAAUCUCGCGUUAGCAAAUUGCAACUCGCAGCUUAGAAAAGAACAGUAAAAUCACACCCAGAUUAGCAACAAGAGAACGAAAAGCAGAGAAAUAGCUGAAAGACAGAUUGAAAAAUGGCGUUGCAGUGGAUGAUACUAACAUACGUGGUAGCGGCAGAGGCCGCGGUGGCUCUUCUCUUGACCCUGCCCUAUCCCAAGCUCUUGAAAAACCGUUUGGUCUCUCUCAUCUCUCUCAUUCUGCAGCCUGCCCUCUUUAUUGUUCCCUUUGCCGGAUUUCAGCUCUUAGAUAUUUACUGGAAGAACGAGCACCGCUUGAUGUGUACCUCUGAGAUCUGCACUGCUGCCGAGAGAGAUCGUUACGAGAAAUCGGUCUUCAAAGCUCAAAGGAAUGUAAUUUUGUGUGCAACUGCAUGCCUCCUGUACUGGUGUAUCUACCGCAUUUGCAAGUACAAUAAGGAAAUUCAGAGUUUGGAGGAAGUAGAGAAGAGAUACAAGAAUAAAUAGUUUCUUGUCUUAGCCAUAACAGGGUUGGCCGACAACCGCUUGAUAAUGCUUCUAGAGAAAUCUCAGAUUACCUUUUGAGAGAUUCUGUUACGUUAUAAGAAUACAUUUGCUAUAUUUGUAUGAUGUGUUCCAUGCCAAAGUUCCUGCAUUUUUCUCGUUGAAUCUUUUGUUAGAAAAACUAUAAUUGGCGGUUUUUGUUAGUGAUGAAGCAAUUGCGUUGGAUGUGUGCACUGCCGCGUUCAUCUAUUCUAA
Messenger RNA from Theobroma cacao (cacao), 872 nucleotides. Its product is annotated as B-cell receptor-associated-like protein. NCBI's taxonomy places the organism in Eukaryota, Viridiplantae, Streptophyta, Magnoliopsida, Malvales, Malvaceae. Gene Ontology annotation, cellular component: endoplasmic reticulum membrane; endoplasmic reticulum. Gene Ontology annotation, biological process: intracellular protein transport; endoplasmic reticulum to Golgi vesicle-mediated transport. The record is from RefSeq and is a predicted model, not a curated record.